AUAAAUUAAAGAAUGUCAAACAUGGCAAAUGCAUUGUACAGAUUUUUAUUUUCGAGACUGCAGCAGACGAAUAAUGUAUAAUUCUUCCGCCAAUGUUUCUGUGAGAUCACAUCUCUCCCUAAUAUAAGUAAUGAAUGAUUUACUUAGAUUUGACGGUUUGAUAGAUAAGAUAUAAUGGGUAUAUUAUAUCGUGCGAUUUUUUUUCCAUCCGGAACCAAGAAACGAACUAAACGUAUACACUACGUGAAACAGGAAACAAGAAAGCUAUCGGAAAGCAGACGGUUGUAGUGGUAUAUGCAUUGUUAUUAUCCAAUGCCGAUGAACAAGCAGUGCUAAGUCAAUCAAUUGUCUUCCACCAAAUGCUAACAUGUUUUGGAACAGUUUUCUACUACGGAUACUAGCCUACCUCUAUCUAACAUGUACAGUUAUUAGUAUGAAUGAAGAUGAACCAUGGCCUCGGCUGGUUUGGACAGAGCUUCGUCUGAAAGACAGCACAGCUAAGCUACAGAGCCUACCCGCGGAUCCUGAUGACUAUAUCCAAUCAUCAACCAUCUCCACACGUUACUAUUACUCUCGUAAGCCAGCUCAUUGGAUUGCUAUCGCCAAUGACUUCGCGGAACGCACGGUUUUCUGGAGUGACAGUGGAGAGAAAAGAAUAAUGAAAGGCGGUCUUGGUGAUGCAGCUACGGCUUCGUCAAUUUUCCAAGGCACUUCGUCUUCAGUUGACGGAAUCGCCGUUGACUGGCUAGCAAAAACUUUAUAUUGGGUGGACGAAGCAUACAAUUGGAUUGUGGUUACUGAUUAUUAUGCUAGCAAUUUAGCUACAGUAAUCGAUACAGGCUUAUCAAAACCAAGAGGAAUUACGACACAUCCACACAGAGGUUACUUGUUUUGGACGGAUUGGGACACAGGGAACCAAAAGCUUGAAAGGUCAACUCUUGCUGGUGAAAAUCGAACCGUUUUGGUGGACGAGGAUUUGUUCUUUCCAAAUGGCUUGACGAUAGAUUUUGCCACCGACAGGCUGUACUGGACUGAUGUCAACGUUCAGUAUAGUACCAUAAAAGGUACAGAUCUGGAUGGUGGUAACUUAACGACAAUUCUACAACUACCGUCCAGUACAGCUCACUUCUUCGAUUUAACUGUUUUUAAAAACUAUUUGUUUGUAACUGAUUGGCGAAAUUAUCUGCGAUGCGUGAAGAUCAAAGAGGAAUCUCAUUACUUUGCCUUGAAUCUAGGUUCACGUCCAUAUGGAAUCACCGUUUUUGGGGAUCAAAACCAACCAAGUGGAAAAUCCCCAUGCACUAGUAAUCCUUGCAGCCAGAUAUGUGUUUCUGACCCUGGACCAGACAGGUAUAAAUGCAUAUGUAAGGACGGCUAUGACCUCAUUGACUCGCAGUGCAAGAGACGAGAAGUUGGUAUCAGUUCACCACAGAUUAUAUAUUCCCAGAGUCACAGUGUGUGUGGUAUUCCUGGGAACUUCCCAGAUAUGACACUGCCGUCCCAUUUCACAGUCCCGUGCUUUCUUCAGAACCUCACACACGUAGUGGCCCUUCAAGUAGACUCUGCGGAGAAGCUUCUGUUUUAUUCGGAUGCAGAUACGAGAAAGGUGAUGUCAGUUCGUCUGACACACGGGUCCAACAUCAAUAUCAUCAUGGGUGGUGUUGGCAGUAUAGAAGGUAUUGCAGUAGAUUGGAUCAGUAAAAAUCUCUACAUGACGGACUAUGAUAUGAACUGUAUCAUUGUUUCUCGUUACGAGGGCACCCAGCGCAAAAUUCUUCUGGACACAGAUAUAACAUCUCCAAGAAGCAUUGCUAUUGACCCUAGGCAAAGUGUCAAGAUUAUGUUCUGGACUGAAUUUGGAGUACCAGCACAAAUUGAACGUGCGAACCUGGAUGGAAGCAAUCGACAACUUAUUGUAACUGACAGACUGAUAUCACCUAACGGCCUUACCAUCGAAUACACAAACAAAAGGCUGUUUUUUGCUGAUCGUAGUAGUGGUAAAAUUGAAAGUGUUGAAUAUGAUGGAAGUAAUCGCAAACUGAUCUUUGCAAAGCCAUCAGCACAUUUUUUUGACAUGGAUAUCUACCAGGAUUACUUACUUUGGACUGAGUGGAAUGAGAACACCGGUGUCCAUGCAAUUGAAUUUGAAAGUGGACGUGAACAAAAGAAUUUAUUGCAUGAUGGGAUAGCUUAUGGAAUAAAGACAUUCUCAUUGUCACGUCAACCUAGUGAAAUUAUAGAUUCUUCUAAUACUGAGAGUUGUUCGAAUGAAAAUGGUGGUUGUGAACAUCUAUGUCUACUAUCCCUUGGUGACCAAGGGUACCAAUGUCACUGCAGCACUGGAUAUCAUCUCCAUAUUGAUGGCAAGACGUGUGUCACAGAUGUUAUAGAUGAUGAUUUUAUUCUUUUGGCCGACUUCUACCUACAUGGGAUUUUUCAAGUAAGUCUUAGUGGCUCUGCUGAUGGAUUUUCAGCUGUUCCAUUGGGAAAAAUGUCAAAACCCGUCGGACUUGAUUACGACCCAGUUGAUAAGAUGGUGUACUGGACAGAUGUUGAAUUUGGGACCAUCAACCGAGGGAAGCUUGAUGGUUCUUUUCAAGAAGUUGUUGCAAGAAGUGGAGUGGAAAGUGCGGACGGAAUUGCGGUCGACAGUAUUGCUAGACUUAUAUUUUGGACCGAUGCAACGAAGAAGACCAUUGAAGUUUCCAAGCUCAAUGGUGUGGAUCGUAAGAGUAUAAUCGAUAAAGAUCUUGACAAACCAAGAGCAAUUGCUGUCGAUUCUGUUAAUGGGGUAAUAUAUUGGACUGACUGGGGAAGUGAGCCAAAAAUAGAAAAAGCCAAUAUGGACGGAAGUAAUCGGAUGGUACUAGUGAAAACUGGUUUGAAAUGGCCUAAUGGACUUGAAAUAGAUUUCCACUCAAAAAGAGUGUAUUGGUGUGAUGGAAAACUAUCAAUCAUAGAGAGUGUGAACUUCAACGGUGAAGAUCGCCAGAGUUUGAUUGAUAUGGGCGACUCCCAUGGAAACCACCUUUUCGGAUUGACUUCAGAUGAGAAUAAUGUGUACUGGACUAACUGGGCGUCAGGCACCUUGAUGAAAAUUGGAAAGACAGACAUAAACACCAACGGGACAGCUUUCGGAUUCAAAGGUUUUACUAAAAUCAAUGAUAUUGCUCUCUACAGCAACAGUAUCACAAGACCUGCCUCUUAUACACAUCUAGAUGCUGACACUGUCCAGUGUCCGGAAUAUUUUGUGGGUGGUAGUAUCAUCGACUGCGAGCGUUUCCCUCAAGACACUUGCUCGGUUUCCUGUGACGUUGGCUAUGAGCUUCAGGUUCCAGAGGUGAAAUGUCAGUCUAAUGGAGAAUGGGAUAAUAGCACAGAUCUACUUUGCAAAAUUAUCACAUGCAAGGAACAUCUCUUAAACCCAAAUGUCUUUGUGGACGAAUGCAUCCAACCGUAUAAUUUCAACACCACUUGUGCUUUUCACUGUUCGACUGGAAAUUUACCUAACGGUGGCAAUGAGAGCAGAACAUGCAUGGAAGAUGGCACUUGGUCAGGAGAACCACUUUCCUGUCAAAGUGUGACCUGUCCCCCACUGGUCCCUCCUGCAAAUGGCCUCUUCAACCCUUCAACAUGCUCAUCUGAUAGAGUGUUGUAUAGUCGCAUUUGUGGGCUGGGCUGCACAACUGGUUACCAGUUGUCGGGGGCUAGAACACACAUUUGCAAGGGAGACGGCACAUGGACUAGUGGUCCUAUUGAAUCUAAAUGUAUAGAUGUUGAAGCCCCAAGUUUUGGAAAUACCUGCCCUGAUAACAUCACGAUGACCACACCUCAUGGAGAGGCCACAAUGAAAGUCACCUGGCAGAAACCCACGAUAACUGACAACACUGAUGAUGAAGUAAAUGUAACAUCAGAUGCAGAGCCCCCGAUAACAAUGGGAGAAGGAGAACGUCUGGUAACAUACACUGCAAUAGAUGCCUCAGAAAACAAAGCAACCUGUACUUUUGGAAUUAUUGUCGAAGUUCGACGAUGUUAUAUUCUGCUGGCACCUAUACAUGGACACAUUGGGGAUGUUAACUGUGGAAACCAUCUGGGAACAUCUUGUGAACUUGUGUGCAACGAAGGCUAUUACAUGAUUGGUGGAGACAGUAAUCGAACAUGCGCGCUUAAAGAUGGAGAACCGGUAUGGACUGGUCUACAGCCAAACUGCACAAAUGUAAUUUGUCCUGAGGUUGAAGCACCAGAUCAUGUGUUAAAGGCAGCAUGUUCGCCUCCGUACAUACUCAACACUGAAUGUCAGUACAUCUGCCAGAAAGGCUACUAUAAAGUUGGUGGUUCAGACCGUCAAACCUGUAGUAUGGAUGGGGAUUGGACUGGUUCCAUCAUUCAGUGUGAAAUAAAAACCUGUGAGCCAUUGUUAUCCUUUGCCCAUGGAAUAAUCAGCCCAGCAAACUGUACCACGAUAGGGGGACGUUAUGGAGAUGAAUGCAUUUUCACCUGUGAGGAGAAUUUUAAACUACAGGGAUUUAGAGAGCACAUUUGCAGAGAAGACGGACAAUGGAGUAAUCUUGAUGAUGAGCAUACCUGUCAAGACCCAACUGCUCCUAAAUUUAAUGGUACAUGUCCGGAUGACAUUCUAGUUGUAGCUGUUAGGAAUGAAACUGAUGGCAUAGCUACAUGGGUGAUGCCUGAUAGCUACGAUAAGGAUGGUCAAAAGUUAAAUGUAACGUCAUCAAAACCAAAUGGUGUACGCUUGCCUGAAGGGAAUCAUGUGAUAGUACUUACAGCUACAGAUUCCAAUGGCAAGAAUGCAUCUUGCAGAUUCUUGGUUACUGUUAAAGUUCACCGUUGCAUAGACCACUCACCAGUUGAGCAUGGCCUUACAGUCAGACCGUGUGGUAACCAUUAUGGUGCUUCUUGUGAGUUUGCAUGUGAGACUGGAUUCUUAUUGACAGGCUCUCGCAUUAGAUCUUGUGACCUUGUCGAUGGGAAAAACAAUCUGUUUAAUUGGACAGGAGACAUGCCUGGCUGUGGCGAAAACUUAUGUGUAAUGUUUUCUCCUCCGGAAAAUGGAUUAAUCCAAGGAUGCGAUUCAACACAACCACAACCAUACCAAACACAGUGCCAGGUUCAAUGCUAUGUUGGGUACAACCAGGUUUUAGGCGAAAAUCUCCACACGUGUCUGGAUAAUGGAACAUGGGAUGGAGUUCCAUUGGUCUGUGAAGGUGUCAGAUGUCCACCUGUGUCGAUUCAAGGUGUUCUUGUGUACCCACCUAGUUGCUCUGAGGGGGGCACAUAUGAAGAUGAGUGCUACUUUGGAUGCAGGGAAGGAUAUGCUUUACGAGGUGCAUUGUCACAGUUUUGUUCAGCAAGUGGAACAUGGACACAGAAUGACAAUGACACCCAUUGUGAAGAUAUUACUGCUCCUGUAUUUACUGAUUGCCCAGAGGAGUUGCCAUUCCAGGCGGAAGAGUGCCAACGGCUAGCACUUGUUGACUUCAGCGAUCCUAAAGCUAUUGACAAUUCUGGAAGUGUAAGGGUGUCGGCUUUAACUAUACUAUUCGAAGGACUUCCUACUUACCUUCCCGAAGGAAAGUUUAAAUUUAAUUACAUCGCCGAAGACAACUCAAGAAACUCUGCCAGAUGCUCGUUAAAAGUUGUCGUAACUGUUACGCAGUGUCCUGCUCCCCAAAUUACUAACGUGGACAUCGAUACCUCCUGCCAUAACCUUCUAGGUUCUGUGGCCACAUUCAGAUGUAGCAGAGCUUACUCAAACCUCAUUGGACCAUCUAAUAUGACCUGCUUAUCAACCGGGAUGUGGAGUGAAGACUCUGACCCAUAUUGCAAUGAAAUAAUGUGCAACCCACUUCGUACAAGGAUAGAUGGGAAAAUUAUGUACUUCAUUUAUCCUUAUUCAUGUACGUCACGGAGGCAACAUGUUGGACAACAGUGUCAUGUCCGUUGUCCAUUUGGAUACGAACCACGGGAUGGCACAACACGUGUGAGAUGUCUGCCAUCUGGACAAUGGAAUGUAAUUCCCGGCGGACUUUGUGUUGACAAAACACCACCACAAUUUCUUGUCUGCCCUUAUACCAUAACUAAAUAUCUUGCACCAGGGCAGUCCACGAUAGACGUUACAUGGGAUAAACCAAAAGCAUUUGAUACAUCAGGAGUGUACAACUUAACGUCACCAGAUGUGGUUUCACCUUUGACCCUCGGACCUGGUGUACUAAGGCUUAGCUACAUGUCGACUGAUAAAAGUGGAAAUAAAGCUUUUUGUAUAUUUAGCAUUAUUGUGAUAGAUUCACAGUCACCAAGAAUUGAAAGCUGUCCAGACAUUCAAGCUUUGAAAUCCGACACACUUCCUAUAGAGUUCAAAUGGCACCAUUCACCUGUGUUCACUGAUAAUGUGAAUGUAUCCAAUGUUUCGUACAGUAUACAGAGAGGGGAUCUUGUGUAUAAGUGGGGCGAGUACAGCGUCAUAGUAACAGCAAAAGAUGAAAACGACAAUACUGCCAUAUGUACAAUGCUUGUUGAAGCUGUUCCUACUGAUCCCUGCCAGCCGUUGACUUCUCCCAAAAAUGGUCAGGCCAACUGCAAGGCACAUCACUGUACAGUGACAUGCAAAGAUGGGUACACAUUCUUAGAUGGUCUGACAAGGCACAAGUAUAACUGUGACAUGGCACUCGGACGUUGGAACCACGGAAAUCCUACUGAUCCACGGCCGUAUGCAUCAAGCUGUUCGCAAGUACGUUGUCCACCAGGCACAUUUUAUGAUACAUUCUCACAGAAGUGCCUACCCUGCAGUGUCGGAACAUAUCAAAACCAAGAGGGUCAGUUCUCAUGUGUUACCUGCCCUACAGGGACAAGUACAGCUGGUUCUAAUGCUUUCAGCCCACACCAUUGUCAAGCAACUUGUAGACCUGGGAACUAUUCGUACAUUGGACUUCAACCUUGUAACAGAUGCUCUCUUGGCACGUACCAGACACGGUACAACAGCCGGUUCUGCACACGGUGUCCAAAUGAUGUUAAAACACAUAACGUGGGAUCUUCAUCAAUACGAGAAUGCAUUGGUUUUGAGACUUACUCAACACCAAGUCCAAGUGAAAUUCCAACACGUGCUGCGAAACCAACAGACCAAGGUGGUGGUCAAAUCACCAUUAACCCAGAUUCGCAUCCCACUGUAGUCAUUACGACGGAAACGAUCAAUGAUACCGGGCCUGCUACUUUUAAAAGCAAUCAGUCUUCGAUGUUGAUUGUUAUUGUCAUUGCUGCUGCAGUCGUUUUAAUAAUCAUAUUUCUUAUUUUAGCCUGUGUUAUUAAAAGAAGAAGAAAGGGCACAUUUAAACCGAAGCGUCUCAGUGAAAACACACAACCUGUUAGCAACAUGUUUCAGGAACUAGGGGAAAUGCAGACGCUAUGUUUUGAGAAUAAGACAUAUGAUGCUGACAAUGAUAAAAACAUGGAAGAUGAAUUUGGCUAUGGUAUGCUAGAAGAAGAGAACACAUCCACUGGAAAAUCACUCACAACAUUUAAAGUUGAUGAAAACGAUGAUCUUUUAGGUACUUUGUAAUUAACAUAUUGUACAUCUUAACUGUAUUCUAAACUGCAUUGACGGCAUUGUACUUUCGUCUGAUUCAAUAAUUUUAUAUUAACGUAGGGUGGUGUGGUUAGUUCUGAUGUGUAAACAUCAGAAAUUGGAACAAAUUUCUUGGAUAUUAAUUUGGUGAGUUAUAAGCACUAGGCUUAUAAUGUUUGUAGGUGUAAUUUUAUUUUAAAUAGGCUUAAAUUCAAUCGAAUUUAAUAUUGAGUCUUUUAAUGAGUUUAAUUUAAAAAUGGUUAUUAAGUCCCGGCCUGAGUUUAUAACCAUUAAUGUAAAAUAUAACUAUCUUGUUCUCACAUUUCACUAUCACUGUUAUUGUUCAAUUAUGUCGUUAACUUUAUAUAUUGAUUUUAAUUUAAUACCUUUUUAAUGAUGAACAAAUUAUGUAUGUUAAUUUGCAAGUAUGCUUUAGUUGUUUAUGUAGGAAUAUAAAUUUUACUUUUAACUGUUAAUAACAUAUGUUUAUAAGUGUCUAAAAUUUGUGAAUUUUAAUACAUAUAUU
Molecule: messenger RNA, 8105 nt
Organism: Anneissia japonica
Lineage: Eukaryota; Metazoa; Echinodermata; Crinoidea; Comatulida; Comatulidae
Product: sushi, von Willebrand factor type A, EGF and pentraxin domain-containing protein 1-like
Source: RefSeq, a predicted model, not a curated record